UAUCGGGAUGUGUCUGUGCAAGCUGAAUGUAAAAUGAUCACAGUCUAGAAUUUGCUCAGGUUGUCAGAGAGAUGGCUUGUGAUAUGAUGUGUGAUUUAACCCAAGUAUACGAUUUGGGUUAUGUGGCAACGAGGUGGUUGUAUCUGGAAGGGGCGAUGAUUACUCUUGUCUCGGUUUUAAGAUGAGUCUCUUGCAUUGGAUGUGAAUGUCCUCUGGAUCCCUCUCCAGGUAUCCAAUUACUCCUGGUGGAUGACCUUUGACCCCUUCCCAGUUGCAGCAUUAACUGGAUUUGGUCUGGUGUUCAACAUACAGCUGAUGAUGUCUGUUUCCAGUAUUCCCUCAGUCUUAGUUUACGGUCCUUGCCAUUUCCCCAAUAUAUAAAUAAUUAGUCAAUCGGCAAAAAAUGAACCUGCAAUUUUCAAAUGUUGUUAAUUAACCCCUUAACAAACAUGCAACCAUAGAAAGCACAACUCAUUGAACCUUUGAGCAAACGAGCAUCAAAAGCCCAAAACCAUGCACGGCUCCACUACUGUCAUCUGAGAGGAGAAAGAUCGCACUGCAGUGGGUCGUGAUCGGCAAAAGUGGGCGAUUGAGGAGUGAAAGAACACCUUCUGGUCUGGCAAAUCCUGGUUUCUGUUGCACACACUGAUAGCGGGGCUUGUGUAAACAGCAUGGCUUUGUCCUGGUGUCAGCUGUACCAGCUGGUGGUGGCGUCAUGCUGGGUGUGUUUUCCUGCAUCAUUUGUAUGCCACAGUGUACCUAAAUAUCGUUGCUGAACAGCUGCAUCACUCCGUGGCCAACGUCUAUCUCUUCUUCUUUUCUUUAUAUCGAUACUUGAGGAGGGUAAUGCAAAAUCUUUCAAGGCACAGAUCAACUCCUGUUGGUUUCAGGAUAUUGGUCCCUUCAAGUGGCCCACAUGGUCUCUUCAAACAGGAAGUGCACUUGAACGAUUAUGGCACUGGACCAGUGGCUGUUGACAGACCUCAGGCACCUAAGCUACCCUGUUCUCCCUGACGGACUCUCUCAGGCCCAGAAGACUGAACUCAGCGGCACCUUCUGUGUCCAGGUUGACUCAUUACUGGACGUCAGUCAGCCUGCGUACAGUCAGAUGCAGAAGUGGAGGGGCUCAGAUUGUACCAACGACGAGGUGUCUGCUGUCACACAGUUCACCCAGAGGGCCUGGGAAGCCAGACCAACCCGUAUGCUGCUAAUGCAGGUGACAGAUGGAGUACAGAGCUUGGAGGCCAUGGAGUAUCAGUCUGUCCCUGCACUCAGCACAGCUCUAAGGCCUGGUGUGAAGCUGCAGCUGCAAGGCCAGAUGGUCUGCCGACUCGGGAUGCUCCUGUUGGGGCCGUCCAACAUCAAGGUUCUGGGUGGUGAAGUGGAGGACCUGGUGGAGAGGAAUAACCCGGGCAAGGUGCUGUGUCGGACGCUGGGACUUCCUGAGGAGAAGCAAGAGGGGGGAGAGCCCCCCCCAGCACCAGUACAUGGAAACCAGGAAGUGGAGGACCUGGAGCUAGAUGAUGCAGAGUUGUUGGCCAGUCUGGAGGCCCAGGAGGAGGUGGAAAGGGUUCAGGUGGGGCCUGUUCCAGACAGUGGCUACGGGACGCUCAGUGAGACUGCCACUCUGUCCUCGAGAAGUUCUUCUAUGAGGAGCCUUUUCUCGACAGCCUCCUCCAGAAAUGAAGCCUCUGCCCGCUCUUACAGAAGUGGCUCGGCCCAGAGCAACAGAGGUGGUUCGGUCCAAGGUCAUCACCACGGUACCGAACAAGAGGAGCCCGAAAUCUCCAUUCAACAGCGGGGCUCCGAACUCACCAUGGCAGUCGAGGACUUUCCUGAUGAAGACUUUGACGAUCUUCCUCUGAAUGAGUUGGACAGUGUGGUUUUUCCACAAAGUAACAAUGUUACCACGCAGUCUGUCAGCAGUCACAGAAGCACGCCACAGAGCAGCGACAGAAUAACGGGAAAUCCUAACAGGGCAACAAAAGCCCAAACUGCUCAGUGUGAGCAGCACAGUUUGAAUCGGGGCUCUGGGUCACGGCUUAGUUCCAGCAACUCAAGAUCCACCCCACCGAAAAGAGACAAUCAAGGCUGUCUUAUAGAAGCUGUAGGGCAGGUCUUGGCCCCAGCAGCAGCAUCACAUGAGUUAGGCUUUGUUACUAAUGACAACAAUGAUGUCAUGGAUGACGAUAUGGACUGCUUUCUUGCAGAGGUAGAAACUGAUUGGACUGAAGGGUCAAAUCAGCUCCCUGUUCAACAAGGACCAAGUAGAGACCGAGAGAGCUUCACCAACAAAACAGAAAGGUUUUCAUUUGAGGGCUCACACAACACUCCUCAGGGGCAACUUUGUAACCCAAAUGUUGCAGAAUUUGAACCUAUUGACAUAGACCGGCAGAGUGACGGCUCGGUCCCUGCUCUCACUCUGACAUCCCCACCUUUUACAUAUGUGUGCCUGCUCGAGGAGAUGACGUCCAAACCGCAACCUCACACCACAGAGAUCCGAGUCAAAGCUUUCAUUGUGACUCUCGUGGGGAAACUGAGCAGCAACAACGGCCUUUGGCGCGUCGGCGCCACAAUAUCCGAUGGAACCGGUUACUUGGACGUGGAGCUGUCCGAUGCGGUUUUGACGGGCCUGCUGGGCUUCUCGGUGGCGGGAAAGGCGGCUCUGAAGCGUGACCCAGCCCGGAGAGGUGAGCUGGACACUGGGAUGAGGAGGUGUCAGGAAGGGCUGGUGGACAUGUGCUGUGUUAUGACCAUCGUGUUUGAACCAGGCGGCAGCAAAGCUUUGGUGACUAAGGCGGACCCCGUCAAUGAGAAAGUAUUCCAGGAGCUGGAGCAGAGGCUGAAAGACAGGAGUGUUUGAGAGGAAGUGGCUGAUAAUGAGAACAUUACAGGCAGCGGAGAAGUAUAUUGCCUUUUUGGAAAAUUGGAAACAUAAGCAAAAAAAAAAAUGGUGGUUUCUCUUUUUCUUCAAAUUGGUGAUCAACCUGCCCUUCUGCUUUAGAUUUGGAGAGCAGAAUGUGUGAACUGGAUGUCAGAUGAUCAGCAGGCAGUGUGUUGCAAUGCAUCCCAUCUGCUAUAUGUGAAACGUGGCAUUCUGUCUCAUUAGAGCAUUCCAUUCAUCUAUUCAAAGAGCUAUUUUCUGCUUGAAAUGAACGGCAUCAAUCUCAAGCAAAGUAAACAGGUCUUUAAUAUCUACACCGUCGGUUAUCAACAUAUGCUUUCAAACUCCCAAAUUGUAUGUAAUAUUAAUAACUAUGUGAAGAGAAGAGUGGAGCAUGUGAGAUGAGAGAAGGGAAUAUAAUUCAUACUAUGAUUGUUGUAAUGAAUUGCCAGACUUUGUACAUCCAUUACUUAUGACUGAAAAAUUAUUGAAUAUCCAAGGGCAGCGUGGGUCUUUAAUGAACUCCCACAAAGGUGAUGGGAGAUAAAGGAGAGGCCAUGAUUAUUUCUUUCAUUAUAGAGCCUCAUCUGUUUUUGUCUUUGAUCAAUAAACCCCAAAUGUGAUGCCUUGCCUGUAUUUACUGUAUAUUGAAAUGAAAUUGUUCUGAAUGUUUUACAAUUUCCUCGCACUCUUUGACUAAUAAAACAUGCUUGAAGUAAGCGCUCGCUGGUAAUUUUA
Molecule: messenger RNA, 3622 nt
Organism: Cyclopterus lumpus (lumpfish)
Lineage: Eukaryota; Metazoa; Chordata; Actinopteri; Perciformes; Cyclopteridae
Gene: rmi1
Product: RMI1, RecQ mediated genome instability 1, homolog (S. cerevisiae)
Exons: 8
Coding region: 953-2863 (636 amino acids)
Biological process (GO): resolution of meiotic recombination intermediates; double-strand break repair via homologous recombination
Cellular component (GO): RecQ family helicase-topoisomerase III complex; nuclear body
Molecular function (GO): nucleotide binding
Source: RefSeq, a predicted model, not a curated record